UUGAUUAGAAAAAGGAGCUUCUCUGUUUUACUGUUGCUUAUUCUCUUCUGGUAAAGAUAAGGCGCCAGAUUUUUUUGGGUAUAUUUUUGUACGGGAGAUCUUGUUCUGCUAACAUUUUUGCGAUUAAUUCCGCUGAUUUCUUACUAAUGGAGAAAGGCUUUGGAUUGGAUCUAGUUGCUUAAUAUCACUGAAAUUUUCAGGGAUGUAAUUGUUGGCACUAUCCAUAAAGUUGUUGCUCCUGCAUACUGAGCUGGAAGAUAUGACAAGCAUGGAGAUAUCUGUUAAUAUUCCAGAUAAUUGCAAUGCAAAUGCAAAUGCAGAAAUUGGUCGAAAUAUUUUUUGCAUAUUCAGUUCGAGGGAGGCUACGCAUAAUAUUUCAAUGGAAAAUAUGGAGAAAAUCAGAAAUAUAAUGAUACAACACGAGAGAUUAUUCAAAGAGCAGGUGCGAGCAUUACAUAAACUCUACAGCAUCCAGAAGUUAGCAAUGCAAGAAAUAAAGACCAUGUUGUUUCAUCCAAGCAAGCUGUUCUCAUUUAAUUCUAAUGAUCCUCAAAUUCCUCAAGCCCAUCCCAAAGAACCUCAUGCUUUUCCAGUUCCAGACUUCUCUAACCCACAAAGCCUUUUCUGGAUGGGUCCCAAAGAAGUUGAUCCUUCCUCCAUCAGUAGAAGAGAUACGAGGUGGGGAAUUGAUCUUGAAAGGCCACCUGAAGAAUAUAUGGAUGAACUAGAUUAUCAAGUAGAAAAUAAGCCUGAUUUAUCAGACAGAGAUGGUGUAAUACCUGGUGGUCUUGCAAAUAAUUUUUCUCGCUCAUUCAUGGGAAUCAAUCAGUUUGCUUCUCAAGCAGGUGCACAAGCACAAGCUCAGAGUUCGAGUCCAAGACCAGGUUCGGAAAGAAGGGAUGGGAGCAGCUCUUUCGCUAAUGUAUCAACUCCUUCGCUCGAGUCCAAUGGAGAACAACCCUUGUGGUUCCUUCAGGCUUCACCGUUGCUCACUUCCCAAAGGCAAACUUGUGCACAAACUGCAGAUAUAGCUAAGAUCGAGGGAUUGCAGAACCAAGGAAACCCGCCCAAUUCACAAACUACUCAAUCUUCUUCUGUCACCUACCUAUCAAGUUCAGCACAAGUAACAAAUGGUCAGUUCUAUCAGUAUCCAGCUCUAGAAAGUAUGAACAAUGUCGCAAGUCCCCUACAAGAUCCUUUCAAGAUUGUAUCACCCCAAAUGGGUUUGGCUCCAUUCAACCUUCAGAGCCAUCAAUCCCCUCCAGCUACACUUCAAGAAACUAGGGGUCCCAACAAUCCUUCCUCUGAAAACUUUCCUCUCUCAGAUAUGAUUUUGCUUUCUAGAAAACCUACAAACAAUAAUGAGGUCAUGAGAACAGGAGAAGAUGAGAAGAACGAGAACCCAAAUUGUUCUGGUCAAGGAAGCAGUAGUCCAGUGUCAGAAAGUGUCAAAGUUUGGAGAAAUGGAGAUGUCAAGAAUGCAAGAGAUGGUAUCGAUUGUGAGCAUAUCCACGCAGGCCAUUGCUUGACAAAAGGAGGCCUGUCAACCCACGAGGACACACCCCAUUUUAGUGGAGAAGCUUCUAUCUCUUCAUCUAUUCCAGGUUCCAUGACAGAUCAAAGGAAUAAAGCAAAAGAGAAAAAGAUGGUGAGAGAUAGUCUUAUCACAAAGAUUGAAUCCAAAAGAGAAAUGGGCAUUGGAGGAAACGGAGAGGAUUCUGAUGAAGAAUCUACCUUGGAAGAAGGGAGUGAAAGCAUGGCUGCCAUGAUACUGCUAAGCCUAGCUCCUGAAAAUUCACAGGCCAAUGGUGGGUGGCUUGAUAGUCUUAAGCAAAAAAUGGAGGGUGAGUCUAGUCAUUCGAGUAGAGAUAGUACAAGCCAACAAAAGAAACAGAUACGGAGUACAAGGAGAGCUUCAAAUAGAGUUGAUGAGGAGGUUACAUGGACCAAACCCAUAAGGCGAAGAAGGCGGAGGACAUGUCGUGUCAGCAACCGCAUACCACCAUCAAGAAGGCGGUAAGACCACUUGUUUUGUGCAUACUUCUACUUUGGCUUCUGGUUCGCUCCGUCUAGGUAUCAUAUAUAGGAAGAUAAACAACUCUGUUAUGAAUACGAGUACAAAACACAGGCCUGGUUAGUUUAGCAGCAGUUCUAUAGUAACUUUCCUUUUGAUCAGAUCAGGAUUUUUCUAUUUCUUGAGUGGUUUUCCUGGUUCAAGGAAGUCCGUCCGACCUUGAAUUCUGAUCAUCAGUAAUGAAAUGAACUUGUUUCAGUACAGGGUUAUUGAUUAGUUUUGUAAAGUGGGUGUGGCAAUUGGGUAUUAUGUAAAACAAACACAGACGUUUAUGCAGUGCAUGUGAAGAUUCCCUUA
Molecule: messenger RNA, 2371 nt
Organism: Amborella trichopoda
Lineage: Eukaryota; Viridiplantae; Streptophyta; Magnoliopsida; Amborellales; Amborellaceae
Source: RefSeq, a predicted model, not a curated record